CAACCCAUCGCUGCGUGAAGCGCAGUUGGAGUUGUUGUGUUGGUUGAGUGUUGACUGGUAUGGAAAUGAGGUAUAAAUCUCCGUGUUAGCAGCAGGUGUAAAGCCCAGUGUGUGAGGAGAGGCGUGGGUGAGGGCGCGGAGUGGUCCACCGGGGCGGGGGUGUGCUGGAAGAUCACCAGGGUGGUGGAGGCGUGAGUUUGACCUACGAGGGGGGGUCAGUUGCAGGAGGACCACCGCACCAGCUGCUUGUGUGCAUGUUCACCCUCCCUCCCAGUCUCUCUACACAUGUUCUCCAAGCAUAUGCAUCCUUAAAUGUGAACGAAACAAAAAGUGGGCAAUAUCUCGUAUUACGAAAUAUCCGCAGCAUCAAAGACCUCUACGGACGUUAUUCGGCCUACAAGUUAUCCACGUACAGUAGAAAUAGAUUACACCUUCACAAAACAUAAAUAAGUUAACCCAGAAAAUGGACUCUCACCAAUCAGUAGUCUUGUGUGUUGUGUACGCCAUGUUCCUCAUGCUGGGGGGAGUAAUGUUCAUGUUCCUGGAACAUGAGAUGAGUGAGACCAUAGAAAUCACCGAGCCACCAGAAUGGACCCGCCUUAAAGAGGUGGCGCUGCAGGUGGAGCCGCCGCCAGACGAAGGGGAGCUGCUGAGCCUGGCACUGUGGCUGCCCAAGGCGUGCCCUGACAUCGAGAACAACACCGUCCACACCCUCGUCGUCCCUGGUCAACGGGUGUAUGCGAUCAACGAGGUGGAGCGAGAGUGUCCCCAUCUGCACGUUGAGAACGUCACGGUGGAGGUCCGCUACCCCUGGGGCUUCAUGGAUGCUCUCUUCUUCUCCAUGACUGUCAUCACCACCAUAGGAUACGGGAACAUAUCGCCAUCGCAGGCCCCGGCGCAGAUAACGUGCAUCUUGUACUCUCUGGUCGGGAUCCCUCUCACCGGCAUCCUGCUAGCCUGGUCCUCAGAGUUCUUCGGUGAACAACUCUUCAAACUCUUCAAGUCAAAGCUGGACGUACAGAAGCAACAUUCCCGUGGGGUGAUUGCUAUGGCAACGGCCAUCUACAUCUUUAUUGGCUUCGUGGUGUUCAUCUUCAUCCCCGGGGCGGUGUUCGUGACCCUGGAGGAGUGGACCUACGUCGAGAGCAUCUACUACGCCUACAUUACCCUCACUACCAUAGGCUUCGGCGACCUAGUACCUGGCCAAGGUUACGACGGAUGGUCGCUGUAUAUCUACCAGAUCUGUGUCAUCUUGUGGGUGUUGAUCGGCCUGGGCUACUGGGUGAUGGUGGCCAACUUCAUCACAAAGGCCCUCAAGUCGAAGAAGCUACAGAGCUCCGUGAUGCGCAGCGCUGAGGAGAUGAGGAAGAUCAUGCAGCAGAUGGGUAUUAAGCAGCAUGACCCGACCUUCCUCAGGCAGCACUCUAAGGCUACUCUCAAUCUCAUGCUUCAGCUGAGCAACAUCAUCGCGGUGCAGGGAGGAGGGACGGAUAACGGGAUAGGCGUGAACGGCAGCGGUCCUUCAUCUCCCGGGGGCCACAGCUCCCCAGCCUCCCCGCCACUCUCACCCAUUCCUGGCAUCUCGGCUCUCUUUGGCAACGGUCUCUCGCGGUCGGCCCCACUCAGCCACCUCAUGGGCCCCAUGCGUAGGGAGCUUGCUAUGAGGUGCAUUUCGAGAGAAAAGAAACCAGUCACAUACGAGCAGACCAUCGACCUCUCUGACGAAAGCCCUGCCAGCCUGGAGGUCACCACGAAUGAUGAAGUCGACCUCUACCACCAAACAGACGAGGUCAAGUUCCGUUCUUCAAAAUCAAGCUCUUUCGAUCUAUUGGAUUCUUCAUUCGGCCAGUUUCCUUCCUUCGACCCUAAGGACUCGAUUCUCAAACCAAAAGCUUCUUUCUUGAAGGCCAAUGGCUCCCAAACUACUCUUAGCUCACAGAACAAGUGCGAAGUGAUGCUGUCGCUAGACACAGAGGCAAUGUCCUAAUGAUAGUCCACGAUUUAGGUCGCGAUCCCUUUCAGUGAAAUUCAUUAAGAGUAGAAAUGAAAGUGUUACGUUCAAUGUCAGAAGCAGAAGUGUUCUACAUAUCUGCAGUAUUGUCCGCCGUCCCUACAACACAAGUUUGAUUGAGUUUCAUAUAUUCAAAUCACUGAAUAUGGCCAGUCUACCGUCACCCCCAUGCCAUAGCGACAUUGUUUAAUCAGUGCCUGAUCUUCAAUGAUAGGGCUUGUACGUGCCUAACAAUAUACCUAUUGUGAUUGUUGAGGUGUGUUUAUUUAGCCCCUUGUUUAGUAGUUGGACAAGAAGUUAAAUACCAAUAACGUUUUCCUAGCAAUGAGCAACUACCCAAAAUUAGACCGUGACGUUAAAUACUUCUGAAUCACGGCCCGUGAGUAGCUCUGGUGAUUCCAGAAAUAAACCAGAAAACAUCACUCACGAAAACGAUCUAUGCCAUUAAGGCUUUCAGCUUAGGUGAGUGUAGAUGAUACUGUAUCACGGUGGUUGUGACGGAGUAAUGACUCAACUGACUUCAUCAUCUAAUCUCUCGUCCAGAAGUAACAGAUAACCUGCUCGUUUUGUCAGAAUAUCUCUUCCUUGUCUGAUAGAAACACGCUGUGUAUCAAACUGUGUGCGCGGUCAAGUUGAAGUGUUGACCCCUGGUUACUGUCAACCUAAGUGAGGUGAGCCAUACAGGACAAGUCAGUUACGCCAAAAACACUUUCCCGAAGAUGAACAGACUCGAAACUGAUUAAUUGACCCAGUUCUGGCAUUACGUCUAGUAGAACAAGGCAGCACCCGGGAUAUCUAACGAGUUCUUGCUCGACUCCCACAUAUUUUUCCACAUUCAUGUGUUCUAGUCUUCAAAUGUUCUGUUUAAUUUGCAUUUCUCUGAUUUAUUUAGCUGUCAAUGGCUUGAAGUACUCCAAUCAUGUUCUCAUUUCCCAUGGUAACUUUCCAUUUGUAAAUAUGACUCUAGGAAUCUUUUGUGUUCAUGCAGACUGAUGAGCAAAGUUACAGAGCUACAACUUUUUAGCUCCUUGUCAGACCUUUGAGAAUUUCCUAUGUAAUAAUAUUUUUUUCUGAACAUAGGUCGUGCUCAAUUAGUUUAUAUUCCACUGUAAAUGACCAAAGACUAUUUGGAGAUGCACAACACGUUUUGCAACCGAUAACGUGAGCGAAUCUUUCUAUUUCAAUUGAUAUCUCUACAAUGGUGAACAGUGCGGAACACGGGAGAGAGGAACAGUGCGGAACACGGGUGAGAGGAACUGUGCGGAACACGGGCGGGUGAUGCAUAUACAUAUUCAUAUCCUGCAUAUUCUAUGCUAAAAAUUUAAAAUUAUAAAAAUGUAAACACUAAGCCUGCUAACCAAAUUUUGUUGUAUCUAUUACCUGUGUUGUGCAAAUUGUGUUGUGAUGAGUUUCUCUUUUUCACAACCUUUAUGCUUCUCAUUAUUAUUAAUUAUUAUUAUUAUUAUUAUAUUUUUUCAAAGAUUGUGAUACUGUUUGUUAUUAUAUAUUUUACUCACAUAAUCUUUUGCAUAAAAUAAACAACUCAACAUCA
Molecule: messenger RNA, 3563 nt
Organism: Procambarus clarkii (red swamp crayfish)
Lineage: Eukaryota; Metazoa; Arthropoda; Malacostraca; Decapoda; Cambaridae
Product: potassium channel subfamily K member 10
Biological process (GO): stabilization of membrane potential; potassium ion transmembrane transport
Cellular component (GO): plasma membrane
Molecular function (GO): outward rectifier potassium channel activity; potassium ion leak channel activity
Source: RefSeq, a predicted model, not a curated record